UUUGAAUAUGAAUACGUGGAAGAAGAUCUGAUGUCGGGAAAGAAGAGUUCUUUGCUGUUGCUGUGCAACCCAGUUUACAAAAAGAUUCCGGUUCUGGUGCACAACGGGAAUCCGGUGGCGGAGUCGCUGGUGAUUCUUGAGUAUAUUGAUGAUACAUGGAAGCAGAACCCUCUCCUCCCGGAGGAUCCCUACGAGAGAGCGCAGCUCCGGUUCUGGGCAAAAUUUGCCGAUGAGAAGUGUAUCCCGGCGGUGAUGAAAACGUUUUCCUCGGAAGGAGAAGAGCAGGAGAAGAACGCGAAAGAAGCUCGCGAGUAUCUGAAAAUCCUCGACGGCGCCGUCGACGACAGGAAGCGCAGUCAGCAGAUCGAUCUGGACCUCAAACAUGAGGUUCAGAUCUGGACCUCAUAUUAG
Ipomoea nil (Japanese morning glory) is the source of this 411-nucleotide messenger RNA. Its product is annotated as probable glutathione S-transferase. Gene Ontology annotation, biological process: glutathione metabolic process. Gene Ontology annotation, molecular function: glutathione transferase activity. The transcript is spliced from 2 exons. Lineage: Eukaryota; Viridiplantae; Streptophyta; Magnoliopsida; Solanales; Convolvulaceae. Gene Ontology annotation, cellular component: cytoplasm. The annotation marks the transcript as partial. The record is from RefSeq and is a predicted model, not a curated record.